CUCAUUUUACCAGUUCCUAGUCCUUCUCCUUUCCAUUCUGCAUUUUCAAAACAGUCAAACACAAAAAUGUCAUGUAGAUUUCGUAGAAAUUCCCAUCUUUAAUCCAGCUUCUCUCAUUAUCCAAGGAAUUUUGAUCGAUGACCUCAAGCACCGAUCGAGUAGCCCAUCAGAGUUAAAAUAUUUGGAUAAAGACCUUGGAAUUAAGAUAACAUGAAGAAGCUUUUUGAAAAAGCUAAGCUAGAAAUCAAAUUCCGCAAGGCUGGGGAUGGCCACACGUUAGCAGAAAGCAAAGAAGACAGACCUUCCACUUCCCAUGAGCCAUCAGGUCCUGUGAGUAGGGAACCCCCAGCACCAAGUGCGCAGAGGGCGGGGCAAGCCGCUCUUGAAAGGUUUGCUCAACACGAGAAAGCUGCCUCUAAGAAACCACAGUCAGCCAAAGCAACUUGGAAAAACAGCGCGGUGUCUAGACCGGAUGGUGCUUCUUCUGAGCCAGCUACAGCUAUAGAUUUUAAGAAACUCCAGGCAGAAGCGAGACAAGAGCUAGGCAAGCAACAAGCAACAACUUCUUCAAGACUUGGAAGUGUUACCAGUAAUAUGCAGCCUCCAGCUGACAAGGAAGACUCCUCUCUUUUGUCUGUAGAGGGAAUCUUUCUGUGUUGUCCACUUUGUGCAUCGCCAUUCUUGUACAAAGACAGAGAUGUCCACCUUAUAGAGUGCCUGGAAAAUAAAUAUACUGAAGAUCCCCACAGCUCAGCUGCUCAAAUGAUUCAGACGCUCAACAGAGACAAAGAGAGAGUCAAAGCUUGCGUGGAUAUCCUGUGCAGGUACAUAGAUAACAUUUGCAAGAAUCCUGGUGACGAAAAAUUCAGAAAGAUCAAGCAAAGCAAUAGGAUAUUCCAGGAAAAGGUUCUUACAAUAAAAGGCGCUGUGGAGUUUCUAGUUGCUUGUGGAUUUGAGUCUUCAACAAUUCCAGUAGAAGAUAAACAAGAACAAUUCUAUGUUCUCUCUGAAGACAAAAGCAAGGACACUGAAACACUAGAUUUGUACAAAGGAAUAUUAAUAUCUGUUGAGCCAUUACAAAUGAAAUUGGAUCGACGUGCCACAGUCUACAAGCCAUCAUCUCAGGCAAUGAAGUUUGAACUUCCCGAAGAGUUCUUUAGCUUAUCAUCAGAGGAAGUGAAGCGGGAAUAUCAAAUGAAAUUGGAGGAGCGAGAAAAGAACGCUCAACUAAGGACAAAGGCGAUGAGAGAGGCCGACAAGAAACCAACGAAGACAUAUCGAUUCACUCUUAUCAGGGUUCGGUUCCCUGAUGGAAUUGUUCUGCAAGGGACAUUUUACUCGCGAGAAAAGCUAAAGGACUUGAGAGAGUUUGUUAGUCAGUCAUUGAAGUCCGACUGGCUCCCUUUCGUUCUCUCAGAGCCGACAGGGCAACUUACGAACGAGGAGGCGACUUUCAGCGAACUUGGGCUGGUUCCUGCAGCGGUAGUGAACUUUGCAUGGGACGCUGCCAUCAUGGCCGACAUUGCCGCUGCCAGCGGAUCAGUUCAGCAAGAAGACUUCCUCAACGAGGAGCUAAUGACACGGAUACAAGACAUGGCGACGUAAAAACACCCUGUCCUUGAGGGUACAAAACAUGGCGACGUAAAAACACCCUGGGUACAAGACAUGGAGACGUGAAAAGAAUACACAAAACAUUGCGACAUUUGAAUUGACUGAUUUAAAUCUCUAACUGGUCAACUGACUUUGCAAAACAUUUGAUUUACCAAGAUGACUUCGGUGACUGCAGAGAGUCUUCAUGACACCGUGUAAUACCAAACUCGUACCCAGACGCUAACCACCCUCUUUUUCCUUCCAGAAGCUAUUUCUUUUAUUGAUCAGCGACUGGGUACGAGUCUGGUGUAUUUCAUCUUCCAUAGUGCGGCAGUACCUCAAAAUUAUAUCAAUAUUUAAAUAAAUUAUAUUACCGAAGUCGGUGUUGUUUGUGAAAUAGAACUAAAUAAAGCACUAAAGUGUACCUUAUACAUGAAA
Messenger RNA from Nematostella vectensis (starlet sea anemone), 2028 nucleotides. RefSeq names its product UBX domain-containing protein 6-like. The record is from RefSeq and is a predicted model, not a curated record. Bases 211 to 1605 code for a protein of 464 amino acids. Gene Ontology annotation, cellular component: cytoplasm. The transcript is spliced from 11 exons. NCBI's taxonomy places the organism in Eukaryota, Metazoa, Cnidaria, Anthozoa, Actiniaria, Edwardsiidae. Gene Ontology annotation, molecular function: protein binding.